Messenger RNA from Sitodiplosis mosellana (orange wheat blossom midge), 4106 nucleotides. RefSeq names its product SKI2 subunit of superkiller complex protein (gene tst). Gene Ontology annotation, biological process: nuclear-transcribed mRNA catabolic process, 3'-5' exonucleolytic nonsense-mediated decay. The transcript has 5 exons. NCBI's taxonomy places the organism in Eukaryota, Metazoa, Arthropoda, Insecta, Diptera, Cecidomyiidae. The record is from RefSeq and is a predicted model, not a curated record. Gene Ontology annotation, cellular component: Ski complex. Gene Ontology annotation, molecular function: RNA helicase activity; RNA binding; ATP binding. The coding region runs from base 201 to 4007 and encodes 1268 amino acids.
AUUUUUUUUAGGGUUGACCGAUGCAAACGUACGUCUGUUGACAUUUCAACAGACACAUAAAUUCAACACACAAUACAAAGCAACGACAGAUAGGUUAAGAAACAAAAACUAAUUCGUAUUAACUUUAGCUUUUGUUUCACAACAUUACGUUCCAAUUGAGUUAAAAGGAAAAACAACAAUUGUAAAAUUAUUUAUACGAAAUGUCAUUCGAUCCUUUGUGGCUGCACAAUACAGCGGCAAUUUUAGAUGAUCCAAAGGAGACAUUGCAGGAAUAUAUUGUCAAUCAAAAAUUGCCCAUCCAUGAUCCAAAGCCAUUUAUUCUGCCACGUGAAUCAAAUCCAACGAGUCUCUAUCAUGCACCACUUGGAACAGCGAGCACUACGCUAGUUGCUGAUCGUGAUCCCGUCACCGGUCGUAUUUUGGAAUUUGUUGAAGUUGAACUUGAAGAUGCGGAAUGUACGGCGAAAAAUUCGAUGUCAAUGCGUCGAGCGCCAGUUCGACCAGAACAAGCAACGCGUGGCUCAGCAACGAAUUUCCCUUUUUGGCCAGGUGGUUUUGAUGAGCCGGCUAAACAAAUCGAAUCGCUCAAGCUCGAUCAAUCCGAUUUUGUGAAAAAUCUUUUAAAAGUUGCACCAGGUUUCAGCGAAGGAUUGGAAUUCAACACAACAACCGAUGGUGGUGUUAAUACAAACGCUGUGGAAACCAAUGAAAGUGUUGAUUUGCUGUCGAUCGUCGAAGAUGAGCACAGUGUAUUGGGCAUGUGGUCUGACAACGAAACGGUAUCAAAGAAAUCAGCGCCGAGUCAAUUCGAGUAUAACGAAGAAUUAGAUGAAAUUAUACUGAAAACCCCAGCAGCAGCACCGGUGUUGGACAUUUCGAAAACACGUAAGCCCAAAGUGCAAAGCAUGGAAUACGCCGAAUGGGUGGAUAUUACCCAGCCGGUAAAAGAUUUCGAGCAGCAAGUGCCAGAGCUGGCGCACACAUAUCCAUUUGAAUUGGAUACAUUUCAAAAGCAAGCCAUCAUCAAGCUGGAGAAUCACAAUCACAUUUUCGUAUCGGCCCACACAUCUGCUGGAAAGACGGUUGUGGCCGAGUAUGCCAUUGCCUUGUCACAGAAACACAUGACCCGAACCAUUUAUACCUCACCAAUAAAAGCAUUGUCCAAUCAAAAGUAUCGCGAUUUUAAGAAGACAUUCGACGAUGUCGGCAUCAUUACGGGAGACAUUCAGAUCAAUCCAUCUUCGGCAUGUUUGAUUAUGACAACCGAGAUUUUGCGAUCAAUGUUGUACUGUGGCAGCGAAGUGACCAGAGAUUUGGAGUAUGUUAUAUUCGAUGAAGUGCAUUAUAUUACAGACAUCGAACGUGGUCAUGUGUGGGAAGAGGUGUUGAUUUUAUUGCCAGAACAUGUGAACAUUAUAAUGUUGAGUGCCACCGUGCCGAAUGCUUUAAAAUUCUCCAAUUGGGUGGGCAUGACGAAACGGAAAAAGGUGUACGUGAUCAGUACAUCAAAGCGACCCGUUCCAUUGAAACAUUAUCUGUACACCGGUCACAAUACUGAAACGAGAAAAGAGUUGUUCUUGAUAGUCGACGAUGAUGGUCGUUUUCUCACCAAGGGCUACAAUGAUGCGAAAACGGCAAAACAAACGCAACAGCAGAAGCAGAAAAAUAAGGCGAGUUCACGAGGUGGCGGGUACUCAAAUUCAAAGGGAUCUACUCCGAACCAACAGCAAAAAUCCGAUAAUAGAUCAGGCUCACGAGGUGGCCAAAGUGGUGGCGGCGGAGGCGGUGGAAAAAGUCACGGCCCAAAUUUCCUACAUCCAAAACACGAAGCCCAAAUAUGGUUAACAUUAAUCGAUUUACUCAAGCAAAAUGAUGAACUGCCAAUAAUUGCCUUUUCUUUGUCGCGUGCCAAAUGUGAUCAAUACGUUAAAUCGUUGGAGUCGUUGAGUUUGACGACGGGCUCCGAAGCUGGCGCCAUUCGAACAUUCUUCAAUAAAUGUUUGUCAAAAUUAAAAGAAGAAGAUCGGUUCAUUCCCCAAGUGUUGAUGCUGCAAGACUCGUUGGCACGAGGCAUCGGUGUUCAUCAUAGCGGCAUUUUGCCGAUUUUAAAAGAAGUCGUUGAAUUGCUCUUUCAACGUGGUCAUGUAAAACUGUUGUUUGCCACGGAAACAUUUGCCAUGGGCGUGAAUAUGCCGGCCCGAACGGUGGUUUUUGACUCGUACAAAAAGCACGAUGGCAAAGAAUUGCGUCCAAUUCUGCCGGCCGAAUACACACAGAUGGCAGGACGAGCAGGUCGUCGUGGUUUGGAUAAGCACGGAAGAGUUAUUCUGCUCUGUAAAACCGAUGUGCCCAACGAUAUACUGUUAAAAACCAUGAUUACUGGACAACCGAAAAACUUGGAAUCAAAAUUCCGCUUGACGUAUGCCAUGAUUUUGAAUUUGUUCCGCGUCGAAAGUGUUUCAGUCGAAGAUAUGAUGUCGCACAGUUUCAAGGAAUUUGAAACGCAGUCCACAAAACCAGAUACAAUGGCACAGUUGGAGAAAUUCGAGCAGGAAAUGUCGAAAAUCCCGGAGCUUGGCUCACACAUGGAACCGUUGUGCAAGUUCUUUGACUGUGCCUACGAAUAUAUCGUUACGUAUCAACGAUUCAUGAUGCGAUUGGCGGCAUCCAAAGCACUUAAUAUGAAGCCAGGCCGACUGAUUUACAUAUCGCACAAUAAGUAUCACAAUCGCUUUGCCUUAUUUUUGUCGGCAUUGUCACCACUUACCAAACCCCUUUACAACGUUCUCAUUCUGGAUAACGAUGCAACGAAUGAUGAUAUCGAUAAUGCCGUCGAAACUAUUAGUCGAGUGUCAUUAUUAGAUGAUAAAAAGCAGAAGGAAAAGACGAACAAAUCGAAUCCAUUGGAUCGCGGUGAAUUGUGGCAUCGAAUGGUUGCACUGACAAAACCGUGCUAUUACAAAAUCAACACCGCUCCAGGCCACAAAGUGUUGACCAUUGCACCGAGUGAUAUUAUCGAUGUGACAACCACAACGGUGAAAAUCGACCCUGAUGCCAUUGUUAACAAUUGGCAACAACGACAGAAGCCAAGAUUCCGCGACGCACCGAUCGGACCAUCAACGGAAAGGGCAAUCAGUGAACUGGUGAACUUCCACAAAACACUACAGGCUAAAUCGGAUAAGGUCAAAGUCAAUUAUAUUAACUUCAAACAAGAGUAUAAAAUGGUUCAGGAUGUGGAUUUGAUUGCACAUCAUCGUAAAAAUGUGGAUGAGUUUUUGUCAUACACGCGCAUUGCAAACUUUGAACAAGAAUUUGCACCGGUCUUUGAUCGCAAGCAAUUGGAGGCCAAACGGGCCGAACUUCAAUUCAAAAUGUCCAAUCAAAGUUUAAUUCUUUAUCCCGAGUAUCAAUACAAAUUGGAAGUAUUAAAACGAUUGAAUUACAUUGAUGAUCAACAUGCAGUGACGCUGAAAGGUCGUGUUGCUUGUGAAAUGGGUUCCAAUGAGCUAAUGAUCACCGAACUGGUGCUGUGCAACACAUUCAACGAUUUGGAUCCAGCCGAAAUAUCCGCACUACUUUCUAGCUUAGUGUUUCAGGGUAAAACACAAAUGGAACUCAAUCUCACAGACAAUCUCAAAGCGUGUGUUGAUACCAUCAAGUGUGUGGAUCGUGAGUUGCGUGAGGUCGAAGAUGAUGUCAUGAAGAAUGUUGACAAGGAAAUUCGAGAAUCAGCACAAAUGUUGGAUGGCGAACGUUUGAACUUUGGCUUGGUUCAAGUGGUUUACGAAUGGGCAAGAAAUAAGCCAUUCGCAGAGAUAAUGAAACUGACAGACAUUCAAGAGGGGGUCAUUGUCCGAUGCAUUCAGCAAUUGAAUGAAACUUUAUCGGAUGUCAAAGAUGCUGCUCGAAUCAUCGGCAAUCCGGCACUGCACCAAAAAAUGGAAGAAGCAUCUAAUGCAAUCAAGCGUGAUAUUGUGUUUGCUGCAAGUCUUUAUUUCCAAGAAUAGGCAAAGACAAUCCAAUUGGAUAUUUUUAAUUUUUCCAUAUUGUUCACACUUUUUUUUUACAAUAAAACCAAAUGAAAAUGAUGUUUUGUUUGAAAAUAA